UUCUCUGUCAGCAAGAACGGGAGCAACAGAGUUCCCAUUUCCACCAUUUCCAACUCCCGUGGAAGCUCCACCCCACCUCUCCAUUGCAGAAGAAGAAGAAGAAGAAGGCCAUGUCAGAGACUCAGUGCUGUGAGAACCCUCCGACGCUGAGCACCAGGAGUGUCGGAAUCGGAUGUGUCGCAGAGAUCGGAGGCUUGAAGGCUCACAUCGCCGGCCCCUCUGAUGCCAAGCUCGCCGUCCUCCUCGUCUCCGAUGUUGUCGGUUAUGAAGCACCAAAGCUGAGGAAGCUUGCAGACAAGGUGGCCUCUCGUGGAUUCUAUGUCGUGGUUCCACACUUCAUUUAUGGAGAUCCCUAUGUUCCUGACAAUCCUGAGAGACCAAAUGCAGUCUGGAGACAAUCUCAUGGAACUGUAUGCUUCGAUUUUCAGUUCAAGUCUCUAUCUGUUUAAGGACUUUCUAGACCUUAUGGAUUCUAUGUCGUGGCGGGUUGGUUUCAAAAAGCACAAGUUUACUAAAA
This is a messenger RNA of Eucalyptus grandis, 517 nucleotides long. Its product is annotated as endo-1,3;1,4-beta-D-glucanase-like. The transcript is spliced from 3 exons. Bases 111 to 449 code for a protein of 112 amino acids. Lineage: Eukaryota; Viridiplantae; Streptophyta; Magnoliopsida; Myrtales; Myrtaceae. Gene Ontology annotation, molecular function: hydrolase activity. The record is from RefSeq and is a predicted model, not a curated record.